Messenger RNA from Huiozyma naganishii CBS 8797, 2055 nucleotides. It is a transcript of the gene SKP2, whose product is annotated as putative SCF ubiquitin ligase complex subunit SKP2. The record is from RefSeq and is a predicted model, not a curated record. The transcript has a single exon. NCBI's taxonomy places the organism in Eukaryota, Fungi, Ascomycota, Saccharomycetes, Saccharomycetales, Saccharomycetaceae. Gene Ontology annotation, molecular function: protein binding. The coding region runs from base 1 to 2055 and encodes 684 amino acids.
AUGGGACGGUUCCAACUGCUUGGGAAGUCGCGGUACUUCAUGCUGGGCGGUGCGUCGCAGCGGGAGCCGCUGGAGUUAGACCAGCGGGUGGAUGGGCAGGACGCUCGUCACAUGCAAGAGAACGGGAUGCUUGUGAGACUACCGGAGAGGAUACUGUUGAAAGUGCUGCGGAUGCUGGACCUUAACACUUUGCUUGCGCUGUGCCCCCUGCACUCACGGCUGUACGACGUUAUUAGCAACAACUUGCUCUUUGAGAACGUGAAGUUGCACUCGAAGGUGUCCCUCCUGCAGUUCAAUUCGUUGAUACACUCCGAGUUCAGGACAUCGAACACUUUACACAAGAGGAGAGAAGGUAGAGCCAGUGGGAAGGGGCAGCUUGACUUCAAGAGCACGAACGCACGGUUCUUGGUGAAAUCUGUGCAGUUUAUAGACCCACAGUGCCAGGACUCGCUGCUCAAGUACAGCAAGUUCUACAACAAGCAGGACUCAAGCAACGUCAUCGCAGGGUCAUAUAACCUCGGCUCGUCGAAAAGUGGUUCAAGCAAGUACACGUACUACACGUACAUCGAGCUUGUUCUCGACAUCAUAGACUACCUGCCCAACGUGACCCACGUCAUCCUUUCGGACGUGAGCGUCAACUUCAAGAUCCCAUUGUGGUACUCAGUGUUCAACGAUGGGUCCCGCGACUUCUUUAAGAAAAUCAUCAAGGGACAGCAGUCCAUGACCCUCAACGACCUGAGAACUUUUGAGAUCUCACAGCAAUUCGUCGACGAGUACCAGCGGAAAUUCUACUCCUUGCAAAGAAUCAAGACUUUGGAGAUCAGAGGAGCAAAGCAACAGACCGCGUCGGCACAAACACUCCUGCUGAGACCGAACUUGCUCUGCUGCUUUGGAAUCAUCACGGAACUACGACUCGAGAACGUCACUAUAGACACUGCAUCGCUGGACACACCAAUGGAAUUCCUGCCCCUUGUGCUCAGGCGCGACAGCAGGGGCAUUCAUACUGUGUUCGCACCCUUCUCAAGGCUUGUACUCACAGGAUGUAAGAUUACACCGGGGAACGGCAUACUGCGACUCUUCCAGUCGUACUUUAAACAGGUGACCACGGUCAGUCUUCUCGAGAUCACGAGCAAAUACGAUCUGCUUCUGUGCAACUGCUUCCCCGCGCUGACAGAACUCACUUUGGACUGUAACAGUGACUGCUUCACAACCGCGAAACAGCUGGUCUCGGACGACUAUUACUACAGACAGACAGAUCCGACCCUUGAAAAUACGAUGGACGACGACUGUAACUCAGUAACAGAGACGUUACUGGACAACCCAUUGGAACACGUCUUGCAAAGCCCACCACCAACGACACCGGUCGUGCUCUCUUUGAACCUUAAAUACUUAUCCAGGACAAUGACGGACACGAACCGCAGAACUGUGAGGAAACCAUCACAACUGACCCGUGGGCAGGGCGAGUACUUCAACAUGUCCAAAGUCCCACCGUUCCACUACUUCUACCAUGACUACAAAAGCCUCUGGGACAGAUUACCUCACAGGAACGUCAACAUCAACGUCAUCAAUAUCCCAUUCACGAAUGUCUCCCCACUACCGCCGAGACUUUACGCGGAAAGGCUUGUGCUGGGGGCAGACUCUCUCGACCAAGAAACGCUAAUUGCUUACCGUGCUGCAGCAAACCGUGCGGGCGUAGCAGCAAACUACUAUUGGAUAGACGACGUCAAGCGCUGUCUCAAGAACGAACUGGCCUCGAUAGACACUGACGAGAACGUCGACACCCUUGUAGACAAAAUCGAGGAGGACUCCCUCAACAACUACCAGAACUUCAAGAACUUCAAGGACAUCCCGAACAUAAACCUCUACUGUUUCUUCAAGUCCCUGUCCCGCUUCAAGUCCGUGAAGAUCCAGAUGCUGCGGAAAAAAGCCGACUGCACGCAGAGAACGCGGUACGAAUGGGAACUGCUCUUCCAACCGGUCCUCAACGUCAACGUGCCCAUAGAGGUCCGCGACAGGGACGGCGUCCUGAUGUACUCGUACGGGAGACCGAAGUGA